AUUUCGAUAAGCUUCUGGUUAACAAUGUGUUGUUAUUCACUACCAUUGAAUGGAUGAAAGGAUUGCUUUAACAUCGUUUUGCUUUAUCAUAAUUAGAAAGGAGUCGAACCCAAAUUUCUUUUUUUGAGGGUUUGAGUCCAUUUCUUGAUUUAUAUCUGCUUUUUUGUGUAUCUUUUUCCCUAACUCACUAUUUGGUCAUUUUUUAGCUACCCCAAUUGUGCUGAAUUCUUAUAUAUAUUUAUAUAUUUCUUCCAUCCUACUGAAGAAGAUUGGACAAACAAAUGCAGGAUUUUGAGUGAAAUAAACAUCUUCUUUAGUAGCAUUUAGAAGAAGAAAAUAAUACAAGAAAGAUGGCCGCAAAGGUGAAAGGCCUAUUAAAGGCCUUAGGUAUUUCUCAGAUGUUUGAAGAGGAAAAAGAACCAGAAAUGCAGAUUGGUCUUCCUACAGAUGUAAAGCAUGUUGCCCAUAUUGGAUGGGAUGGACCAUCCGUUGAAUCUCCCAGCUGGAUGAAAGAAUUCAAAGAACCAGGAAAAUUUCAUACAGCCCCUUUGGGUCCUCCACUUGAUUCUAAUGAUCAUCCAGAUAACAGAUCAUGUGUUUCCGAAGAUGCAGAUGCAAACCAAAAGUACAAGAAUGCAAAUUCUUCAUUACCCGAUGACCAACCAGAAGUGUCAAAGACAUCAAGGCGCCAUUCGUCAUCAGAAACUGGGAGUGGAAGCAGUAGUUCUCCAAAGAAAGCCAGGAGUACCAGGCGACACAAAGAGUCGUCCGAAGGUUCAUCAAGAUCAAGCCGACACAGCCGGCCUGGGUCAGGUGGUGGCGGCUCUGAUUCUCCAGCAAGGGACCUACCGGACAUACCUAAAAAGACACGGCGGAAGAAAUCCAAGGAGGAUGGUGGAAUGGGGUCCGGAUCAUCUACCAGGACCUCUAAACCCAAAGGAACCUCCUCUUCUAGUACAGCACAAAUGGAUCCUGGACCAGACACAGGAUGUGACAGUUCCAUAUUAAGUUCAAGAAACUGUGAGAUAGAGCAACAAGAACAUAAGAUGGAGUAAAAUUAACUCAGUCAAUUUUGUGUAGUCAAGUUAAAAACUGGGCACCUGUUUUGAAACCCCACAAUUUUCCUUCACAUUGAUUAGAACCUAUUUUACAAUACAACGUUUUGAUAUAUCUUAUAUGUAGAUUCAGUCUCCUUCCUAGUUUUUUUUUUCUUUUUCUUUUUCCUUUCUGGCAUUCCUUUAUUCUGAAUCUAUCGCAGCACAAAAUACAUCAUUACCCUGUAUCCAACUUAUAUUUGCUUCUUAAUCGAAGUUGGUCAUCAUUGUGCCAUGGAAAUUAUUCCCUUGAUAAUAUA
This is a messenger RNA of Lycium barbarum (goji berry), 1354 nucleotides long. RefSeq names its product CRIB domain-containing protein RIC8-like. The transcript has 5 exons. Bases 351 to 1055 code for a protein of 234 amino acids. The record is from RefSeq and is a predicted model, not a curated record. Lineage: Eukaryota; Viridiplantae; Streptophyta; Magnoliopsida; Solanales; Solanaceae.